AUGUCUCGAUUUUUCCAUGGCGACAGCUCUAGUGAGAGCAGCUCUUCUGAUGAAGAGGAGCUCUACUCUGAGGAGGAAGAGAAAUCAGACUCCGAAGCUGAAGACUCUUCCAAUGACGACAACGACUCAUCAAGCGAGGACGACGAUGGAGUUAAAAAAAGUGGUGCAAAUCGAUUCAUGAGAGAUGCAGACUCUGAGAGCGAAGAAAGUAGCGAUGAGGAACGAGCUAAAGUCGUGAAAAGUGCCAAAGAUAAGAGACAGGAAGAGCUUGAAACUACUAUCAAAGCUAUUGAAAAUGGCCAGAAAAUUAACGACUGGGGGGCAAUUUCUACGGAGUUCGAUAAGCUGAAUAGGCAGGUCGCAAAACUUGUUCAGUCAGAGAUUGCUCCUAAGCAAUAUAUCAAGGCCUUGUCUGAACUAGAAGAUUUCAUGAACGAGGCCAUAGCAAAACAAAAAGUCACAGUACGAAAAAUGACCGCCACAAACGCUAGAGGAUUGAAUGCUGUAAAACAGCGAAUAAAAAAGAUACUUAAAGAAUUUCAAAAAGAAAUUGACGCCUACAAAGCUGAUAAGGAAGGAUAUAUGGAAUCAGAUGAGGAAGAAGUUCUUGCUCCAAGGGUUAAAAAAUCCAAAUCUACAUCUGGCGUUCCAAUAGCUGAAUUCGAUGAUGAUGAUGAGGGGUUCUCAACGGUCGGUAAAGGAGGACGCACUCUACAAUUUACAUCAGAGAGUAUCCUGAAGCAUCUCAGGACCAUCUUGGAGUCUAGGGGAAAAAAGAACACCGAUCGGACUGAACAAAUAAAGAUAAUGGAAAAACUCUAUGACGUUGCCACCACUCCGUAUCAACGUAUCCGAGUAUUACUAACUCUUAUCUCGACGCGAUUUGAUCUCACAUCUGGCAUACAAAAUUUUAUGCCUCAGGAACAAUGGAAGGCUGCUGAACAAGAAUUUGCGAAACUCAUUGAAGUGCUUGAAGAAAAUCGAGGGCUUAUUGUCGUUGAUGAUGCUGAGGAGUGGGAUGAUGACGAUAAGCAGCCCGUCUUAAAAGAAGGAGAAAAAUUCAAGAUCCCCGGAAGUAUAGUCGCUUACGUAGAGAGACUCGAUGAUGAACUCACCAGAUCACUACAGCAAAUCGACCCCCACACUUCGGAAUACAUCGAGCGCCUAUCAGAUGAGAGCUUUCUGUACAAUAACAUUGUUCGAGCUUUAAUAUAUGUGGAAAGUCUCGGGGUUGACGAGAAAUCUCCUAUAACCCAAGAUAGUCUUAAUCGAAUAGUAAUGAGGAGACUUGAACACGUCUACUUCAAGCCCUCUACUGUCGUGAAAAUACUGGAAGAAAAUUGCUGGAAAAAUAUACCCGUAGGUCUCGACUCCAAAAUCACACCCAGGGAUACCAUUAUCGAUGCAACAACUCUUGUCAACCUUCUUUGUAACUUUCUUUUCACAACCAGCGAAAGUAUUCAUCGUGCUCGAGCCAUGCUUUGUCAGAUCUAUUUCUUGGCCCUGCACGACAAUUAUUACAAGGCUCGUGAUAUGAUGCUCAUGUCUCAUCUACAAGAGAGCAUCAAUGGUUUUGAUGUUCAUAGCCAAAUUCUAUUCAAUCGCACACUUGUUCAGGUUGGACUUUGUGCAUUCCGAGCUGGCCUUGUAUAUGACGCUCAGACAACACUCCAGGAAAUAUGUGGUAGUGGUCGACAAAAAGAGUUACUAGCUCAAGGGGUUAUGAUCCAGAGAUACAACCAAGUUUCACCCGAACAAGAACGUCUUGAACGUCAGCGACAGCUACCCUUUCACAUGCACAUAAAUUUGGAACUACUGGAAUGCGUUUACCUUACUUGUAGCAUGUUACUCGAGAUUCCACUGCUUGCACAAACUGGAUCAUCACCUGACGUUAAAAAAAGAGUUAUCAGUAAAACUUAUCGACGCAUGCUCGAAUACCAUGAGCGUCAAAUAUUUACCGGUCCUCCAGAAAAUACACGAGACCAUGUGAUGCAAGCUUCUAAAGCAUUGGCAGCUGGUGAAUGGAAGAAGUCGACCGAAUUUAUUCAUUCGAUAAAGAUUUGGGAACUAAUAGCGAACUCAGAAUCUAUCAAGAUAAUGCUCUCGGAACAAAUUCAAGAAGAGGGUCUUCGAACGUACCUAUUUACUUAUGCCCCAUUCUACGAUACGCUUUCCGUGAGCACUCUAGCAACUAUGUUCGAGCUCUCAGAACGAAAGGUAGCCGCCAUCGUCAGUCGGAUGAUAAGUCAUGAAGAGCUUGCCGCUGCUCUAGAUCAAGUUAGCUCUUCCAUAACCUUACGAAAGGGUGUUGAGCUUAGCAGGCUCCAGAGCUUAGCAUUGACCCUUGCUGAUAAAGCAAGUGGACUUAUCGAAAGUAAUGAAAGGACUCUCGAAACUAGAACACAAGGUACAGCCAACGCAUUUGAGCGACAGGGUGGCCGAGGAGGGCGUGGUGUUAACCGUGGCGGGCAGCGGGGAGGCCGGGGCGGCGGUCGUGGUGGCGCUGGGGGAGCCGGUGGGGGAUCGAAUAUGCCACGACAAGCUGGGGGAACUCAGUUCACGGGUGGAGCACUCGGGGCAGCUGUAAGAGCCUGA
Molecule: messenger RNA, 2595 nt
Organism: Blumeria graminis f. sp. triticale
Lineage: Eukaryota; Fungi; Ascomycota; Leotiomycetes; Helotiales; Erysiphaceae
Source: the annotation of a GenBank genome assembly